UCCCUUUUGUGCAUAUAUAUAUAUAUAUAUAUAUACUCAAACGCACAAAAAUCCCGGUUGACGAAUGGAACAGCGCCACGUGCUCCUAGUAACCUUCCCGGCCCAAGGCCACAUCAACCCUGCCCUUCAGUUCGCGAAGAAGCUGAUGAGCAUGGGCAUCCACGUCACAUUCGCCACCUGCACAUCCGCACGCCGCCGCAUGGCCAAGUCCACCACCACCAACCUAACCAAGGGCCUCACCUUCGUCGAAUUUUCCGACGGAUUCGACGACGGAUUCAACAUGGGCGACGACGUCACUAAGUUAAUGACCGAGAUACGAAGCCACGGCUCCAAGGCCUUGAAAGACGCCAUCCGCACCGCCGCCGACCAGAGCCGCCCCAUCACAACCCUAAUCUACACCCUCCUCCUCCCCUGGGCGUCCGAGGUGGCGCGUGACCUCCACAUUCCCAGCGCGCUUCUCUGGAUCCAACCGGCCACCGUUUUGAGCAUAUACUACCACUACUUCAACGGUUUUGCAGACGAAAUCACCGCAAACUCCGAUGAUCCCUCGUGGAGAAUUCAGAUCCCCGGAGCUCCGCUGCUCUCCAAGAGCGACCUCCCUUCCUUCAUGCUUCCGUCAAGCUCGGACGCGCAUGCCUUAAUGCUCCCCACGUUUAAAGAGCAGCUCGAAGCGCUGGAUGCAGAGACGAAGCCGAGAGUGCUCGUCAACACUUUCGACGCGUUGGAGGCGGAAGCGCUGGGCGCCAUCCCCGGAUACGAGAUGAUCGGAGUUGGCCCGUUGAUUCCCUCCGCUUUCAUCGACGGCAAGGAUCCGUCCGAUAAGUCGUUCGGCGCCGACCUCUUCGAGAAAUCCGACGACUGCAUCGAGUGGCUGAACUCGAAGCCCCAAUCGUCGGUGGUUUACGUGUCGUUUGGCAGUCUGUUGAAGCUCCCGAAGGUGCAGAUGGAGGAGAUCGCCAAGGGCCUGCUCGACGCCGGUAGGCCGUUCCUGUGGGUGUUCGAGGAGUUGAGGUGGUUGAAGGAUUUGGGGGAGAUGGGGAAGAUUGUGGCGUGGUGCUCCCAGCUCGAGGUCCUGACGCACCCGUCGCUGGGAUGCUUCGUGACGCACUGCGGAUGGAACUCGAGUCUGGAGAGCUUGUCGUGUGGGGUGGGCGUGGUGGCGUUCCCCCAUUGGACGGAUCAGGGGACCAAUGCGAAGUUGAUUGAGGAUGUGUGGAGGAUAGGAGUAAGAGUGAAACCGAAGGAGGAUGGGGUCGUGGAGAGUGGGGAGAUAAGGAGGUGUGUCGAGGAAGUGAUGGAUGGGGGUCAGAAGAGCAUUCAAUUCAGAGACAACGCCAACAAAUGGAAGGGACUCGCCAGAGAAGCUGCGGCGGAAAAUGGAUCUUCUACGCACAAUUUGACGGCUUUUUUUCAUCAACUUGGACUUGAUCGUUAAUUGGGAUCUAUGUAUUUCGCUUUCUAUGAUGUCAAUCCAAUUACCCUAUUUUAUGAAAGACUACUCAUGCUAUUUGGCAUU
Molecule: messenger RNA, 1516 nt
Organism: Salvia miltiorrhiza (redroot sage)
Lineage: Eukaryota; Viridiplantae; Streptophyta; Magnoliopsida; Lamiales; Lamiaceae
Product: UDP-glycosyltransferase 75C1-like
Molecular function (GO): UDP-glycosyltransferase activity
Source: RefSeq, a predicted model, not a curated record